Messenger RNA from Xylaria bambusicola, 2419 nucleotides. RefSeq names its product HET-domain-containing protein. Lineage: Eukaryota; Fungi; Ascomycota; Sordariomycetes; Xylariales; Xylariaceae. The record is from RefSeq and is a predicted model, not a curated record. The transcript is spliced from 2 exons. The coding region runs from base 115 to 2322 and encodes 735 amino acids.
UCCUUCCUCUUUUAUAUAUAAUAAUCAAGUACUUUUCCAUAGAGGGGUUAGAUUUCUGGCUUUAAAGUAAUUGACCGAUAUUAUGAACGGCCGCCCAUCUUCGGGAAAAAAAAAAUGUCUUCACCAGACUUGACCUAUUGGCCUCUUCCCAACCCUACCUCAAUCCGCAUCCUUGUUCUUGCACCCGGUAAACCAGGUGACAGCGAUCUCUCCUUCAGUUUUUUAAUCUCAGAUCUGGACUUCGAUCACAAGGCGUUUCCAGGUUCUACUCCAACCCUAGUUGAAAAUACGUUCGUAAAUGGCGAGAAUGGUUCGGGGUUUCCGAAAAACAUUGACAUGGGCGCCGACUCUACGCCUCAGCAGCCCCGAUGCCAUCCUUUCCAGCCAUACGAAGCGCUCUCCUAUGUUUGGGGUGACCUUCAUGAUCAAAUCUGGGUCGGUGGCGAUAAUGCAAUCCCUAUAACUAAAAACCUCUAUUCGCUGCUGCGCUCGCUCCGGUUACCGCACAAAGGGCGCAGCUUAUGGGUUGACGCCCUUUGCAUCAACCAGAGUGACCACGAAGAGAAGAAAGUGCAGUUAGCUCUCAUGAAGCGAGUCUAUCAGCAAGCGGAAAAGGUCAUCGCCUACUUACCUUUGUCGGUCCAGGAUCAGAAAAGUUUGAACCUGCUAGUCCCUCAGAUCUUGCGAGCGGCAACCCUUUAUAGGGAGCAUCAAGCUUCGAAACAAAGUGCGGGAUCCGACCAAGCGCGAGAUGGCGGACCGUUAAACUCGACAUCUCAUUUAGAGACAAAGACGAUCAUUAGGAACGCGAAUGAACCUAUGAGCGCAACCAUGCUGAGGGCUUUUGGUGGAAGUCAGCCGUUUCUCGAAAGUUUUGGACUACCACGAGAGGACAGUCCUCUUUGGGAUUCUUGGCGACAUGUAUUCGCAUUGCCGUACUUCAGGCGCAUGUGGAUCUGGCAAGAACUGUUACUGGGCAACAAUCUCCAUUUCUGGUUUGGCAAUGCAGAGGCGGCUGCGGAGCCGCUCAUGAUAGCACACCAUUUCCUAGAUGAGUACAGUGCCACCAUGAACAUGAGUUAUAAUGCCGCGUGGUGUGCCUCGGAAGAGGAUAACCAGGACGCUCUUCAGAGCAGACUAGUAGGGUCUGCAAACGCAACCAAGAUGUUCCGCGAUAGAAUACUGAGAAGAUAUGGUGGUGAUGGCGUGUCCCAGCCUAGACUGAUUGAGAAGCUGGCGUCAGUCGGGACUUUCGAAGCUGCGGAUCCCCGAGACAAGAUUUAUGCACUGCUUGGCUUGACAUCCGACGGCGCGUCGUUCACUCAGCAUGUCAGUUAUGCACCCUGGGACUCAAAGGAGCAGAUUUUGAUCAGGUUCGCCAAGUUAUUCAUUGAGAGAAAUGAAGGUGUUGAAGUGCUUUUGCAAGCUGGCUUUCGCGACCACGAGCCCGAAUGGGCUUCCUGGGUUCCUCAUUGGGACAACCUCGAACGACCUGUUGCCCUAGACGCAGCUCGGGGGCGGGGCAGAACUUUCACGCUUAUUCAGGUGGAUGAAAAGAGCACAGCUCUCAAUAUUUCUGGAAUUAUUCUGGAUGAAAUCAGCGUGGUCAACAGCAGCGUCCUCGAAACACUUGAAGUGACUGAAAAUGGUGUCGACAUGCAACGUUUUAACAAGGUUUUUGUCAGAGGACUGUCGAUGGUGUUUAAUAGUCUUACACCCAGAGACCCCGAAGAAGUUUUCGAGCAGCUUUUUCACGUCCUCGCGCAGCCAAAAACAAAGCAGGAGAGACCAGGGAAACAAGACGAGGGGUCUGAGACUUCCACGGCCCCCAGCCAACAGGAGACGCUAUCAUCUGAUGAUAAGGCAAAUGAAGCGGUUGGGCGAGAAACCGAGGCCUUACGUAUUGGUUUCCGCGAAUACCUCCGCUACGUGCAAACCUUGCCGUCUCAGAUCAAGGCGGUGUCAAACUCCAAGGAAGAUGUAACACAAUUAAUGAACACGAAAUCACCCGCCGAGUUUCACAAGUUCCAUAAGGAAGCCGUUAAGAAUCUUCAUCAUCGUCGUUUGUGUAUUACAAAGGGCGAGUUAAUAAUCAUGUCACCGAAGCGAGCUGAAGUUGAAGACAAGGUAGUGUUGUUUGAAGGAUGUGAUAUCCCUUUCGUACUACGUCCUGUUAGAGAUACGUCAGGGGAGAUGAUUGGUGUAGAGGAGGCGAAAGAUGGAAAAAUAACAUGCAGGUUGAUAGGACCUGCCUUUUUACAUUUCCCUGCAAGGAAGGGGUCUCCGUCCGGAGAAUCCCGCCUGAAUAUAAGGUUAGUAUAACUAUGAGUAUGAGGUAAGUUCAAUAGGUGUUUCUUAGAGCCAAAAUUGGUUACUAUCUUCAGUCAUGAAUAUUUAUAUACAUAGUAGUUUCAGAAUU